Molecule: messenger RNA, 925 nt
Organism: Carya illinoinensis
Lineage: Eukaryota; Viridiplantae; Streptophyta; Magnoliopsida; Fagales; Juglandaceae
Product: RING-H2 finger protein ATL32-like
Exons: 1
Coding region: 112-753 (213 amino acids)
Biological process (GO): protein ubiquitination
Cellular component (GO): cytoplasm
Molecular function (GO): ubiquitin protein ligase activity
Source: RefSeq, a predicted model, not a curated record
CGAGGCAACUCUGUAUAUAUUACGUUGUGGAGAAAAGAAAGAAGAAAGAAAGAAAGUGCAAACCGCCCUCUUACGUUAAUCCCGUUACAACCCCAAGUGCGUGAAACAAACAUGUCGAGCAGUAGCUUUUCUUUCAGGUACAGAUUUUGGCUAUCAAGACAACCCAUGAUGAACGAGCUCUUGCAGUUGAAUCCACCCGAAGACAUUCCAAUCGGAUUUUCCGGGCUUGAAAACUUUCCAUUACAGUCGGGAACCAUGUCUGCUCCCGUAGAUGCCCCACUGUUGAACGACAAUGGUUUUCGUCUGCGCUCUAUUCUUUAUAUGAUGGGUCUCAAGUAUCAGCAUAUAGAUUGGCUAUGGUCAGCUAUAUUAAUGGUGCUUCAACUCCGAUUCGCUGAAGGCUUUACACGGUAUUCCAUUUUUGUGGCCUUAAUGGACAUAACGACGGUCUUAAAACUGGAGGUUUGUGCAGAUUCCGAUUCCGAUUCCGAGUCAUCAUACGAGUCCGAUUCCGACUCUGAGCUGUAUACCAUGGCGGCGACCAGACCUUCUAUCGAGGCGUUGGAGAAGGUAACCCUUGAAGAAGGGAGGGGAGAGAACUGUAUGGUGUGCUUGGCAGAUUAUGAGGAUGGGGUGGAAGUCACUCGCAUGCCUUGCUCCCAUCUCUUUCAUGGAGAUUGCAUUGUCAAGUGGUUGCUGAGUAGUCACCUUUGUCCUCUAUGCCGAUACCCAAUGCCAAUGGAACGACUUUGAUUACUUAACUCCGUAUAUAAGUUGUAUAUAAGUUUAGGGUACAAGUUUUGGGUAGAAUCUUUGAAAUAAAAAAAAUAAGAUUCACUAUAAAUUAUUAUAAUCUUCCACAGAAUUUGUACACGUUUAAUUUUGAACAAAUUAUUUUCAUUCAUUUCAAAUUGUUUUUUUGUUU